Porites lobata is the source of this 16702-nucleotide messenger RNA. Lineage: Eukaryota; Metazoa; Cnidaria; Anthozoa; Scleractinia; Poritidae. The record is from the annotation of a GenBank genome assembly.
UAAACUUUUGAUGGCCUGAUAUUUUACGGUAACAUUUUGCUGGAAUAUCUUACAUCACGUUAAGCAGUAUAUCGUGGAAUUGUUGCGUUGAAAGGUGAGUGCAAUCCAUUCGUAAUUUUCAAAACUGGUUGCAAAAGUUUGAAGGCAGAAUUGUUCGCUUCCGUGUUGAGUUGCUUCGUUUGUUGUGUUUCGCGAAACGAAUCGGAUUUUGUCCAAUCUUUGAGGGAAACAGUGUGAAACUUCAUCCGCAUUUACUCCACAAAAAGAGCUUCGUUUUUUAUAAGUUGAAUGUGCGAGUUCUUGGCACAAAUGGCAGUCGACCAAACCGGUAGUUCUGCUGUUGUGGACACGAUCCUAAUUUUGCAUAAAUUAGUUACUCCGGAUGUGCAAAGUUGGAUCGCGUAUGUUUUCUCUUCCCAUGGCCCUGCUCAACAGGCCUUACACCUGUCUUGGUAAACCUUGAAAAAAGCAACACUUUUUGAGGUUUUCAAAAUUAUCUUAGCGUUUUUCGGGUUCCUUCAAGCAGCGAGAAGCGUAAAGUUUUUCUACCUGUCAAGUUGUGUAUUUAUCGUUACUGCCGAUCGAUCAUCUUUAUAAUUCAUCGCUUCGUUCCCAAAAAUUGCUCGUGAUCUAGCACUCACGGAACAAAACGUCAAUGGAACAAUAAAGUCUUUCCCUGCAAUAAUAUUUCUUUGAUAAAAGUAUUACAUUAUCAUACCCACCAAAAGUUUUGUUUGGCGUUGACGUUUGUGAAGUCCACGGAUACAAUAUGGCGGCUUUUGACUUCCGGACAAGCAAACUUUGCGCUCACCGUAUAUUUGUCGGGGCUCUUGCUGAAUGAUUAGUAGUUUUUAGUUGAUAUUAUAAGUAAGAAAUAAAUUUUCUUUUCAAAUUGUACGGAAAUGCUUUUAAAUCUCAGAGAAAUUAACAGACAUGUAAACUUGUUGUUGUGUGCUUUGUAUUUUCAAAAUUACCGUAAUUUAUUAUCGUUAUUUUUUUCUAAUAAUUUUCUUGAACAUUCAAGUUUUUGUCGUGGAUUGAAAUUCACGGAAAAAUACCAUCAUUUGUCGGCACGAAAACCCCUUUCAUUCGUAAUAUAGAGUUCACUGGCCGAACUUUAUUACCAUUCUCUUCUACAACUGUUUUAGCUUAUAUAAUUAACUGAACGUGGAAAUUUCUAAAAUUUUUAAUACUUACUAUAUCCGUAUAAAAGAUACACACAAUUCGUGCAAAAUUAUUGUCACUGUCAUUUCAUACAGUGUAGUCAUUAAAUUACAAACAAUAAAAAGGUGAAUAGUACAUAUUAAAGGUUAUAUAUAAUUCCAUGAUUUUUUUUCCUCAUCAUAAUUUCUGGAAACACAGAUUAGAAAAAAAGGAAAUUCAAUACUGUAAAAACUUCAAUGCAAAAAGAAAAUAAAUAAAUACGCAUUGCACUUCAUCUCCUUUUUAAAUUGCUUUGAAUUUUUUUUUUCUAUGCUAUUUCAUUUCUCUUAGAUUUGAAAGAUAUGCUCUCUCAUCACAAUUAUUAAUGUUGUCAUGCAUAUUAUUAAUACCUGAUCAUGCAAUUUUUCUUGUGUUGUUUGGAGCAAAUAAACAUUUGCAAAGUUUUUCAAGGACUAUAAAUUGUAAUUGCCUUAUGGGACUUGCACAGCUUUGUUGGCCAUUGAAAAAAAUGCUUGUGAUUAUGUAUUUCACAAAUAGUGUCCUAUGCAAGUAUCUAGAUGCAUGUUUCUCCAAUUACCGCAGUGAGGUAAUUAAAAAGCUAGGAAAUUCUUUUGGUUCUAUUUUUGUCAGUUUCCUAGAGAUGUAGCCAGGGGAAAUAUGCUCAUAAGUAGCUAAGGAAAUUCCCUUCCCCCAGCCCUAAGUAACAGCCCCUGGUUAUGACGUAAAUGAUAAAAAAAUAUAUAUUUGAAUUUUUGAAAUUAUAACAUAUGUUGAAAUCUCCAGAAAAAACAUUUAAUGAAAAAAGGCUCCUUUACCAAAAGGCAUCAUGUAACUGACCAUGAAAAUCCCUGUAAAAACAAGGAUUUGUUUGGAUUCAGCAGAGCACAGUAGUGCUGUGCGCCAACUGUAACAAAAUGUUUGUGUUUCAGAGGAAGUCCCCGAAAUCCUAUAAUACUAUAAAAUCCUAAAAUUGAAGGACUCCAUGCAAAAACAUCCCUGACACACUCAUUUCAUUUUUGGUGGUGAGGUUUUUCCAUGGAUCCCUGGCCUCCAAUUUAGGAAUCUGCUGGGAUCAAAAUUAUGUGAUUGCCUAUACAGAAAAACCAACAAAGCUAUUGUUAUCAGUGUUUAAUAAUUGAUAUAUGGUACAUAAACACAAGAACAACAACUUUUUUUAUUUCAGUAUUCCCACGUGAGUACAUGGUAUUACCUACAUUAUUUACGUUAUGAAUCUUAAAUCAAAAUAAAGGCUAUAAUUAAAGAACAAGUUUUCGUCUAUAUUAGAUACAUGAAUGUAUGUAAGUAGCUGUAAGUACAUAAAUUGAAGCUGUCCUCCUCAGUGACUGUGAAAUUUGUGAAACACGUGGUGAUCAUAUCUUGUUCUAGGAGAGAAUUGUGCUGAAAAUUAUUUUGGUCAAGUCUUUGCAUACCAGUCUCUUUGUAUGAGGAGAAAAUAGAGCUGUAAUGUUAUUAUUAUACAUGUCUUUUCAAUCCAGUGAAUUAUCUAAACUGCUUGGAAACGAAACAGCUCAAAUCAGUGACUACCCUGAUUCAUAAAGUCAACAUUUCCACAUUUACCCCACACAUUAGAUUGCAAUUAUCUAAGUACCCGCAUUUUAUUAAAAUGUGUUCACAAAGCUGUGACAAAGUCCUCAAUUCUCCCAACUAUUAAUUUUUUGUGGAAGCUAAUUUCUCCUAGCAGUGUCUUUGUGACCUGAGAGAAGCAAAAAUAGCCUUUAAAUAAUUAUAAUUGUUAUUGUACAUAUAAUUGUCAUAUGUACUGUUAAAAUUUCCAGGGCGUGUUGCAACAAACAAAUUGGUAUUAUGAAGGAGAAGGAGAAGUCCUCCCUCGUUGACCUUGGAAAGCGUCUGCUAGAGGCAUCUCGAAAAGGACAUGCAGAUGAAGUUAGCAUGCUGAUGGCAUCUGGUGCUCCUUUUACAACUGAUUGGGUAAGAUAACUUCAGUUAGUAUUAUUGUUAUCAUUAUGAAUAAUGAAGGGCCUGACACAAGAUACCGGUUUACUGUGAGUUUUCCUCAAAAUAUCCCAAUCAAGGCUGUGCUCUCACAGCACUCUUUGGCCCAUGGUGUCUAACUUUUGCUCCUGGCAAGUAGAAAAUCUCUCUGUUUUUUUAUACAAAGCAUGUUCUGGGUACCAUGGAUUUCACAAGUUCAGGUCACUGGGCUCACUUCAAUAUUUCUUAGAUCACAGCAUUGCUAAUUGUUAUGAGCAAAAAUUAAUGUACUUUUUUUCCAUUAACAAUCCCUUCCUGAUUUUUUACCCCACUGGAGUUGGUUUCCAACAUACAUGUACAUUAUUUAAGUGGGAAAUUGCUGAACUGGAUUGUUUCUGGCAAAGUGACCGAAGUUUAUGAGUAUCAUUUCUAGAAAAUGGGCAUAUAAACACGCAAAUGCAGGGCUCAGCCAAAAAAGUUGUAAAAUAAAUAAAGAAUUUUCUAAAUAUCUAAGAAUCUUCUGAAUAUCAAGUGGUAACGUCCAAUAUUAUUUUGUGUUGUAUCCUGAAUGUCCACUGAUAUUUGUGGAAAGGCCUCAGACUAAAUGAAACAAACAAAAUUUAGGUCCCGCAUGUGUACUGUUAUUUCAGAUGGAAUAUAUCUUGGUAGUUCUUACUUGUUCAAGAAAAACUGUGCUGUAACUUUGUUGAUAACGUAUUCCUAGUUGUACAUUAUUGUAACAAACAGCUUCACAUUCAAACCUUUCUCAGCUUGGCACGUCACCAUUGCAUUUGGCUGCUCAACAUGGCCACACCCAAACAGCAGAAGUCCUUCUCCGAGCUGGAGUAAGCCGAGAUGCACGCACAAAGGUAAUUAAUUUUUUGGUGUUUCUUAUGCAGUAGCAAUAUAGUUUUUGGCCUUAAAAAAUUGUGAUAAAAUUUUGCUUUAAAAAAUUUUGUGAAAAUAAUUUUAAAAAAUGUUAAAGAAGAGAAAUGUUUUGACGUUCUUGGGUGUCACUAUUGGUGGCGUCACGUUUUUUCAACGGUUUUGGAAAAUUUUUAAAAAUUUCUUAAAAUGUUUUUAAGCAAAAUUUUAUCGCAAUUUUUUACAGCCAAAUGUUAAAAAAAGUGCUUCUUUUUAAUCCACCGUAGUUUUCACAGAUGAUAAUAUGUAGCUGGAUUAUUUUAUAUGCAUUAAUUUAAUCUAAUAUAAGUAGGAAAGUUUUCCAACGAACAGUAUCCUUAUAUGUUAACAACAUUUUUUGCACCCUCUGGACAAUUUUUUGUAGUUCAAAAUUUUAUUAAGUUCAGGUUUGAUUCUCAGUUUCUUUUGUCUCCCUUAUGCUAAUAAUUUUUCAUGCAAUUAAAUAAUGUGGUCAAUUUCUGUUAGGGUUAGGAGACAAAGAAAAUUGGAAAUUAAAGUAGGUUGAAACCAUUUUAACCUGAAUUUCAUUUUGAAUUAUGAUUCAUAUUAAGGUCUAGAUAAGAUAUUUCACAACUCUGUUAAAUAUGUGUGAUUGGUAAGGAGAAAAAUAAUGUUGAAAAUCAGAAGUAAUCACUAUACUUUUCAUUUCCACUUUCUGAACACCUCAAAGUAUUAGAGGAAAAAAUGUCAAUUACUAUUUCUUGAUCUGGAACUUCAUUUUUAAAAACUGUAUGUGUGAUAAUAUUUUUUGAAAGGUCGAUAGAACACCAUUGCACAUGGCAGCACAGCAUGGCCACACCCAUGUAGUAGAGUUACUUAUUUCCUCUGGAGCUUGUGCAAACAAUGCUGACAUGGUAUGUAACUUAUACAUGCAUGUAUUUUAACCUCCCAAACUGUCCCCUAACCCCUUAUAAUAAGAAUUGUCAAAGAGUCAUCUUCAAGCUAGACUCAGUCAAGAAGGCCACCCUGUAUCUCUUAUUCUUGAGGAUCUUACAGAAAAAAAAUAGGGAACUGUCACUGUGAACAGUGUAUGAAUACACUUCAUAUGGUAUGUUUUUUUUAUAAUUUAUAUGCUUUACCUGUUUAAAAAGUUUGAUUUUUAAUUGAUUUUUGUUCAUUAGUUGUCUUUUUAUUACUUUUAUCCCCACGUUAAUCGUUAUCAUUAUCACUAUCAUGACACUCAUGAGAUUUUAUUGGUUUUUUAACCACUGGAAGCUAAAACAGUAGAUUGGAAACUGAAAUUCUUCGAGCACUUUUAAAGUGAUUUUGAAAAUCACCCAUUUAUGAAGCAAAUUCAGUCCUUGUUUAAAUAAUUACUCCAUGUAUGAACUAAGCCGAACAUUUUCAACGAGUACAACAAGUCAGUGAGUCUUAACAGUACUUUAUUUACUUGUAGAUAAAUUACCUGUAACCCAAAAUCUAGAUGAUUGUUUCUUUUCCUGGUAUCCCUGGUGAUUACAUUAUAUACAUUGCUCCAAGCUGGAACCAUUUUGGUUGCCAUGGCAAUCAGAAAAAGAUUUUGGUGACUAAAUUACAGCCAAAGUAGUAGCAGUGUUCUUACCAGGAUUUUCAACACUCAGGGGUCCACAGGACCCAUAGAAAAGCUCAAAGGGGGUCAUGAGGGAGAAAUCCGGGUCACUCACUCAAAGUUUUACAGCUCUGAGUUAGAGUAAAUGCCUCUUACAUUCUUAGAUAAUAGAUACCUUAUAUUAUACGGAAAUGUACAUGUAUGUAUGUACGUGCAGUGUGUAUGUAUCUUUACAAAUGUUUUGCAAUAGGUUUUUUUCCUUCUUUGGCCCUUAUAAUUUGGUAACUGCUGCUGCAUGUUAGUCAUGUGCCCAGCUGUGUGUUUUUAUCAGUGUUUAUUGUCUUUUUAAAAUUAAAAUGAUAAGUCAAUUAUUUACUUUGUACUGUACAUUAUGUAUGCACCAUUAAUUUUUUAUUCGCCUCUUUCACUCUGGCUGUCCCAGUAUCAAACCCUUGAGAUUUUGGAUGCAUCUCCAAAUUGAAAUGGGGCAGUAAGCCGUUGUAUACUGUAGCAAUAGUUGACUAAUAAGUUGGUUACAGUUUUUUUAUCUGUUUAUAGCUGAAUAUGACCCCUCUUCACUGGGCCUGCGAACACAAUCAUGUGGACAUUGUGAAGAUUUUGCUACGAGCAGGAGCCAAGACAGACAUCAAGAGCAAGGUUACCACACACGUUUAAAAUUACAAAGUAUCUGAAGUUGGAUAACAUAGUUUUUUUGAACUAUUUGUUAUUACAACAACAAAACAACUUUACUUAACGGUGAAAUGUAAAUUAUUAUAACUCCUUGAUUUAUAACCAGAUAAAAACCAUUGGUACAGAUUUAGAAAAAAACUUCAGCAAGCCACUAAACUCUAAUUUUAUCUAGACCAUAAAUAGACUCACAUUUGAUUAAAAGUGUUAUUUCCAUGAUUACUGUAAGUAACAUAUUUUCAUGGUUAAGAGAAGAACUGCAAAGCAUGUUUUAUUUGGGGUGCAAUACCAAUUUCAAGUUUAAAGCACCUAGGCAGCUACAGUGAAACCCCGCUAUAACAAAGACCCUGUUGUAAUGAAAAACAUCUGAAAACCCGGCAGAAUUGCCUCCAAAUAUGUGGAAACAAACCCCGCCAUAAUGAACCCUGCUAUAACAAAAUCCCCGCUAUAACUAAUAGAUUGUGAUGGUCCCAAUGCACAAUUUACCCCACUGUAACAAAUAUUUUGUCUGGUCGCUCGCAGCAGUUAGUAAAUUAAACACGACAGAUUUGAGUAGAAAUCACAGCUUGCAUUAUUCCAAAUACAUCUACUGUAUGCUUCAUCAUGCAGACCCAUCUUCCUUAUCUUGCAGUAUUGAACUUUUGGUUAUUGCUAUUUUUUAAAUUACCCCGCUAUAACAAAUAUUUUUGCCAUUACCCAUACAAUUUGUAAAAAAGGGUUCUUUGCAACUACGAAGACCCUGCUAUAAGGAAAAAUUUUUUCGCUUCCAUGGCACUUCAUUAUAGUGGGGUUCCAUUGUACUCAAAGAAAUUAAUACUCCAUGUACGGAUAGGGAAUCUGAGCUCAAUCUUCCAAUGUACUUUAAUGAACUACCCGUAUCCCUCACCAGCUGGACUGUCCCUCUCAAUCUGCCAGUGGAGGUUGAAUUGUACUGUAACAAGUCGAGAUUUAUUUUUAUUUUGUACGUCUUUUUUCUUUAGUUUGGUAAGACACCAGUUGAUAUUGCAAGAGCAAAGGAUUAUAUUGAAGUGCUUGCUGCAUUGUCAUCUGAUCAGGUGAGUUUUUCUUCCCAGUAAAACCAUUUAAAAUAAUGUGAUUUGAACACAUUUUACUCUUUCAGUCUAAGUACCUGUACCUAAAAGACUGUUGAUGUACAUGUAACAGCAUUUCAAAGAAUUACAUUUACUGCCUCUUGCUCUUCCUGUGGUUGCAUAUAAUCUGAUAUUAUCGCCCAUGCUCUCUAUAUAUGUUUGUUGUGGUACAACUGAUUGUUUUAGAAUCAAAAUGUAUUAUCUUUGGUGAUUAUAAUUGCCUUAGUUUGUUCUCAUGACUUUGCAGACACGUAUAUCCUAAAUUUGAUGAGUAAGUAAGAGUGUGAGGAGAAGUUAGACAUCCAUCCUCUGUUGGAUUAAAGGGUUCAUUAGUCCUGUAGAGGAAUAAAGUUAUUAAUCAUAGGUGGUGGUGUACAGUGGGGUGUGGCAAUAAUUAUUAAGUUGGUUCAGAAUUCAAGAGAGAUAACCUUAUUCUAUUAGGGUUCAAAUUAUUUGUUGAUUAUUUAUCAGGUAUCUCUAGUUUAUAUAUUGCUUAUUUACUGUACUUUAUUACUUUAAUAAGGAUCCAGACUUGACAAUACCAAAGACCCCAAAGAGACCAGGUAAGUUACUUCUUGUCCUGUAAACAUGCAAUAAGUGGCAAGCAUACAGACAUCACCACGACUGUGCUCUAAGAAAAAUUGAGAGGAGCCCUGCAGUGCUCUGAAUUUGUGAAAUCCAGGGUCUGUGGUGCUCAAUUUCUGCAUGGAAACUAAGAUUUUCUGGUCGCCUGGGAGCGAAAGUUACGGACCAGCUGGGGUCACUGGGCACUGGUAGAGCAUCAGCCUUAGCUUGCACCACCCUUAACCAGUGUUAAGUGUACAACUGAUGGUUUUCUAAUUUAAGGAAAUUAACGCAAGUGUUGUAGUUCAAAAUGGCCUGAGGUUAAAAUAGUUUCAACCUGUCUUGAUUCUCAAUAAUUUCGUUUUAUGUUUCCUGCCACCAAUUAUAAAUGAUUAUGAACAGUGGCUCCAGUUUCACUUGUCUCUCAUGAAUGCAGUGUUAAAGAAGACAAAGGAAAUGGUUGAAACAAUUAUUUUAACUACAACAAAAAAAGUUUUUUUGCAUUUUAUUUUAAUACAGCCCACCUGUGCAAUGAUUUUCUUUACUAACUAACUAGCAAAUGAUUUAUAUUGUUUGUUUUUCAGCUGAUCGAAACAAUCUUUCUUUGAAUUCCAUGAAGAAGAGACAAAGAACAAAAAAGUUUCCUAUGACAGAAGGCUCAUGGACCGGUCCUGAAGGACCAAAAGGUAUGAAAUAAUGAUCAAAGGUAUAAACUUGUAAUCAGACUUAGAUCAAGUCCAUCAGGGGUCCUGAAUUGGGGACCACAACCACUGUCUUAACACUCUUUAUUGCAGCACAGACUUGCUCCGAAAGUACCUUUCUGUACUCUUGUACUCUAGAGGCUGGAAUAGCUUUACAUAGCUGUAGUUCUUUCAUUUGAGUGAUGGUAGACUGAGUAAAUACAUAUAUUAUGUGUUUUUCAUUGCUCUCUAUGCCCUGGGUGGGAUGCAGAGGGCUACAGAUCAGUGCAAUUCUGGAAGUUUGCAAUAAUGUAAGGAGGUGAAUUGCACAAAUCUCUUUUGUAUCUUUUUGGAGCCAAUGAUUACAUGGAAUGUUAUUUUUGUGUGUCAGCCAGGAUAACAUUUUAGGGGGUAAAAACAAAAUCACUCUUUGGAAUAGGUAUCAGUUCAUAAUGUAGAAUUAUUGAGAACCACGUGGUUCAUUCACAUAUUUUGAUAAAAAGUACAUAUUUAAGUUUCAAUAAAGCUACUGUAAUGCUGAUUUUCCACACUUUUUUGCCUGCUACAGAGAAUGGUAACAAGCCACGCAGAAAGGCUACAACACCAGGAGCUUCUCCCAAGUCAGCUGUGGGUGGAGGAAGAAGAGUUUCUGCACCUCCUCAGUUUCCUAAUGCAGGUUAGAGUCUUGGAGUCUUAGGUUUAGUCUUAUCUAGCCUUAGCUGCUGGGUUUGAAAAGGGGUAAAAAAAACCCAGAAUGGUAGAUUUUUCCUUAGUGCAUGGAAAAAGAGCCCUUGUAUUAAGGUAAUAAAUAAGAACAAACUCAAAAGUGGCAUUGCUUCCAGGAUUUAGGCUACAGGUCUAUAUGUGGUGUUUUCAUUAAUGCGCAUACAAUCUUUCGUUGAUUAUUGUUGGAGCAAAUGAGAAUGUAUUGUGGAUGAGUGAUUUGAGGCAAACACUUCAACUUGAUCUGGGAAAUUUUUGUUCCUCACAUUUCUUUGAAUCUGUUUUUAGGCUCACCAUCACUGCGUAGUCCAACAGAGAACUCCAUUGCAUCCCUGGUGUCUGCUGCUGCCAUUGUAAAAGCGAAAUCAGAAAGUGAACGAGAAGGACAACCAACAACUGGUAUGUAACAAUGAUUUCCAUGAAACUAUUGUUUAUGCCUUUGGGUAACUUUACUUGUAUGAUUUAUAGAAAUACAUGUAUAACUAGAUACAAUCCACACUUGCUACAUGUAGUAAGGGCACCUCUCCAUUAUGGAUUAUUUUUUGGCCACAAAGAAUAAUCGAUUUUGAGAUAAAUAUUAGCGAUAGAAAAUCACGACGUUUCGACCUCUCCGAGGUCAUUUUCAAGUGUAUAAAAGUUCUCUAAAUUAGCAUAAAUAAGUUAAAGACAAGUUAUAAUAGAUAAAAAUGUGGUGAACGCUAAAAUGUGAUAAAAUAUGUAAAAAUGUAAAAAGUGCUAAAAAUAUUUAUAAAAUCAAAAAACAAUGGAAAUAAAACAAUGUUAACAAGAACUACUCUAAACAAAUAAUUUGGCGUGAAUUGAAUCGCACUGUUUGUUAAGCGUCGGUUUCAGUUCUUGGAUAAAAAACAUUUCAAAAAUAAGGCAGUCAAAGAAUAAUCCUUACUUAUUUAAGGUGGAUCUCUUUCUAGAGGUUCAUCAGUAUGACAACUUUAGGACAGGUUUACAGUUUGUGAAGUUUUAGUGGCAUCGCAAUGUGGAAAACAAUCUAACAAUUUUCCUUUCUUUCGUUAUGUGGAAUUAUUUUAUCUUUGUUUUCUGUUUGUCUUUCUUAGUGAACUCUGAAGGUAAAAGCACCACCAGUGCCACCACUAAAUCGCAAGAUUCAAGUGUCCUUGACACUUUGGCAACUCUAGCUACAGCUACCUUAAGCCACACUGCAUCUUCAACAUCUACAACACCUCAGCAGGUCACAGCUGUACCUGGCAGACCCAUUGGCAUUGCACCACUCACUCUGCCACCAACCACGCCAACCCUAACCACACCCUUGACACCCUCAAGUCUCUUCCCCAUGCCAUCCCCCCUUGCAGCACUGUCUGCUCUGUCAUCAUUAUCAUCACCUGCUCAAACGUCACCUCUUCCACUCUCAUUUUCCAUGCCAGUCAUGACUCCGCAACAGGUAUCGACAUCGGGAACACAACUGCUACCUCUUGUCCAGCCAGGAGGGACACCAUUCUUCUCCAAUGCAGCAGGCCUGUCUAUACAAGUUCCCACUCCUGCCACAACUGUGGGGGAUAUAAUGUCGAGUAGUGCUACCAGCUCAGGUGUCGCCAUCGCGGGAACAGAGACUGGAGUUAAAUGUGUGACCCUAAAUACUGGGACCACGCCGGUUCCCAAUACAGCAGCACACACAGUGAUUCCACAGACUGUCAUGUCUCCAUUUCAGCUGUCAAACAGUUCAGGUCAGGCACUUAUUCAGACGCAGCUAGCUCUGACUCAGAUGCUUGCUCCAACACAAGGCGUGCAGCCCAGUGUGGUGCUAGAAAUGAAUGCAACAACAAACAAAGAUGGCGUUGGUGAGAAAUAUGUCUUUCCACCUUCGUACCAUGAGAUUAGUAUUCAGCAUUGAAGUUUUUGGUUAUUAACCCAACCAUAAAAAAAGCCUUUCCAAAAAUAGUUUUUCCUUCAUCAUAUCAAGCACACUUGUUUUUAUAUCGGGUGUUUAUUGUAAGGCCUUUCAGUAUUUCAAUCUUACACAUGGCUUUUAUUGUGCGACUAACCCGACCCCUGUCACAUGUCAAGUGGCCCUUAUCACGCACGUUGUUCACGUGCACUUGUCAUGUGGUUAUUAAUUAUGUAUAAUUUAUUCUAGAUUAAACAAUGUCAUUUGUUAGGGCUCCAUCCUAACAAAUCUGGAAAUUUUUGAAGCCGCUAUUUUUUCACCCGGAUUCGUGUGGAUGGGCCUUAAACAGGUCUGUAAAGCGGUUUCAAAAAGAUGCGAUUUCGUUGAGCAGAUUCACUGAUUUCGUGUUGACAGAAGGCCAAAUUUGUGUCAAAGAAGUAAUAAUAUAAAAUACAAUGGAACCUUGAUUUAAGGAACCUCUAUAUAACGAAGUCCUCGAUAUAACGAACGAUUUUCUUUACCCUAAUAAUAGUAAAAUAUAUGAAAAAGAACCUCGAUAUAACGAAACCUCUUUAUAGCGAACAAAUUUUGUCAGUCCCUCGGCCCUUCGUUAAAUCGAUUCUUGUGGACGGGGCCUAACUUUUCCCCUGUUUGAAUUAUUGCAGUUCAAGUUAAAGUUGACCAGAAUCAAGCAGCAGAGCUAUUAAAAGCCCAGGCCCAGUCACAGGUAGGGUUUAUGCCAAGAGUAAGACGUUCAUAUAUGUAUUUGAGAUAUACAAAAUGUUAAAUCAUGAGUACCCGACCUUCUUCUUACUCAGUCGCCCUUGUUUGUAGUGGCUUGCCUCUUUCUGCUCACCGCUUGACAGGAGGUGCCAACUCUGAAUAAAACAAGAGGCGGCUCGCAAGUGUGUUUCUGCUCUCCUGUUCAAACUACAACCCAGCACAAAUGUUCUUCUCGUCUAGCUACCGGAUUCAGAAUUAUGUAGAUUUGUGAAUCAUCAGUAUACAUGGGCGGAAUUAGGGUCGACCGAGUGGACCGCGGCCACCCCUUUUCCUGUGAAAUUUUGUAUUUUUUUUAAAGAAUUCUCAGUACAAAAAUAAAUUGAAAAUAGUACCUAUAUAGUUGGCAAGUGUCCCGGCCGCUCCCUUCCGCCUGUGUUCCGACUUUUCUGGAUCCGCUACUGCCAUACGUUAUCCAGGUAGAAUUACGACGUUUACUGCCUUUUUCGGUGUUUGUUUUAGCUCACAUUAGCAACACACUGAUUGUUCACGCUUUGUGUUGUUUUAGAUCUGGAGGACUUUGUGCUAACCCUGGCUCGGUGUCCCUUUGCGUUGCGAAAGCUUACGCCACUUUGGCCACCACAAAUGUCCUGUACUUUAUGUUGCAAUGUAUUUUAAUUUAAAUAAUUUUUAAAAGAUACACUAUAAUAUGUCACUUCCAGGGCCCUUUGUUGGUCCACCUUUUUCUAUAAAAUGGAGAAAUUAAAAUGAACUCUGAACCUGUUAACUUAGACAAGAUUCGUUUGUCCUAGCCUGCGUAGCUGGCGGAAUUGUUCUAUUUCAAAGCACCUCCGCCCCUUGGCCUUUGUCCGCACGGCUUCGCAGUUCCCCUGCCAAAACAAUCCCUUCGGCUAAGCAGGCUACCUUUGCCCACUCUGUUGGCCUCCUGCUAGGAUUACGGUGGUGUGAAGUAUUCCUUCUGGAAGUAAGAAAGUAACGUUAAUGGCUUAGUCAGUGCUGUAUUAUACUGCAUUAGGUCCUGUCGUGUGGGCCUCUGUUUUCUUAGCGUCAUUUCCUUUGUCUCUCUUCUCGGCCUAGCAGUAGGAGUUAAUGCUGGAUUUUAAUAAUUCAGUUACAGUGUUUGGCCAGACGCGCAAUCCUUAUGUGGAUCUUCUUCCCCUCCCUGGGUAGAUCACAUUAGAUUGACAGAGUACUUUAAGUUACAAUUCCAAACCAUCUACAUAUAUUCUUUGUUUCAGGAGGUAGCGAACACUCAGCUUCAACAGGAUGGUAGUGACACCAAACAGGAUGAUGUGAAUCUGUCUCAGAAUGUACAAGGAACACAGGAAGUUCUUAUAACGCUUCAGGUUCCUGCUGGAUUGCAGCACUUGCAACCUCAGUUGGUUACAGAUCCAACAUUUGGACUGCAACAUGUGCAGUUGGUUCAGCCAGUAUCUGGUCAGGAAGCGCAAACAGUAAGGCAUUUUGAAGUUCUGGUAUCGUUUCGUUGCGUUUUAUUUUCUUGGCCAAAAAAAACGUAAUUACUUGUUGGCUUUGAAUCUUGAGCCUGUAAACUCUUUUAUAUAGUAGUCCCAGUGUAGUUACCUUAAAGAGAAUACCUUCACAUGUUUAAAGUGAACACGAUUGUUGAAAACAAGCGUUUUGCGAGGGUGGCGUAACAUUUCAGUAGCCGGCAGGUGUGUUGUAACGGGAAGGUUGCUGCCUCAUCCCCAGUUCGCUCGCGAGUGCUUAUGCCGGGGAUCCGUGCUCCCCGCGCGCUCAGCCUUGAAAAGCUUGUGGAGUGGGGAGGCAGGGAAUGCUGCCAGUUUUCAUAAGACUUCCGUCGUGGGGAAAUGACCCAGCUAACCCUUAGCAUCCAUAGGCAUAGCGGUUCAAAUUCUGUUGGAAUCCCCACGCACAUAACAUAAUUAAUAACGCAAUAAUACCUCAGAUUCAUUUGUGUUAUUGUUAAGAACGAUCAGGGAUUUUAAAUUUUUUCCUUCUCCUCACUUGAUGGUGGUAUUCGUGUGUUACUCGGUUUGGAAUAAGACGACGUUAAACGGUAUCUUGAUGUCGCACCAUAAACCAUUUGUUGUAGUUAGCAAAUUUUUGAUUAUAAUUAAUGCCUUCUUAUAAUCAUUGUCAUUAUUUCCAUAAACCUAGCAGACAGUCACAGCUUCAUCACAGCCGAACCAAGUCACUAUUGUUCAGCAGCCCGAUAGCAGUGCACAGGCCACCCAGGAACAAACCGCUGGCUCAGCAGCACAGCAGGCUCCUGUUGUGCAGUUACAACUCCCACAGGAUCAGUUGAACCUUGCGCAUCUAAUGCAGAAUUUGGGUCAGGGAGGGUUACCACUCACACCCUUGACUUUAACACCUCAACAGAUGCAGCUACUCGCAAGUAAGUAAAGUGAAUAGGCCAGACAACCAACUCUCUUUUAACGGACACCUAGACCAAGCCCCUGCCCUUCUUUUAUAGGCAUUUUCUUUGACUCUUAAUUUGAGGAACACGCCUCUUCAUUACUGACCUCUCGCUAGGAAGGAAAGUUGUCCCGGAAAAGAGACGGUCAAACCCCCCCCCUCAAUCCCCCAGCGGAGUCAGAUCUAGCGAGCACUUCUAUUAGAAAAAAAAUUUACUCUUUUGUCCGAGCCAAGAGCUGACAACAGCGCUCGGGCAUUCUCUGACCAAGUUGACCCGGCUGGGCGAGCCAAAGGGAUUAUUUGGAGAAAACUUGGCCCGGCUAGGAGGGUGUCCCUACCUUCACAAAGGGUGACCCGCUUCGUUCAUGCGAGUCAUUCCUCCAGCCGAGCCAGUUUUUUGCUUCUCAUGUAAAAGUUCGCCAAGAUUUGUAAGGCAAUGUAGGAAAAGUUAGCUCGCUCUGCAGGGUAGCUCGGCAGGCGAGUGAAUCUUCUACCGGGGACAAGUUUUCUCCAUGUAAAUCGGGCCUUAGUCCUUUAGCCAUUUUCUUUGGAUCACGCUUUUCUCUAAAUUUUGUUGCCGCCGACGAGGUGAAAGUACCAAAUUAUAUGCUUUCUUGAGAGCGUGAACUGCAAGGCGACGUAGUUGACUAUGACUCUCUGAGGUGGGACGUGUUCGGCGUCUUCGGCUCCAGCCAAAUUUUCCAACUUUAAGUAAUCACACGACUUGGGUUACAAGGGUGCGAAGUCAUUUUUUAGGCAAGGUUUCAUUGGCCUCGCGCUCAUCGAAUGUUAAGGUCCUUUUAAGGGAGGUUAAACUUCCAAAGCAAACUUGAAACACUCGGAGACAAACCGCUUUGCUCAAUUAUGUUCAUAUGUUUGUCAGUGAUAGUUUUUAGGCGUUCACAUGUAGCUUUAUUUUUUCUUGUUUUUCGAUUUCGUAGAUUCACAGUUACAGAUUGGUAAUCAGAUGCCGCAGUUGAAUCAGAAUUCACAACAACCGCGACAACAGCAGGUACAACAAGCCGCAGGAACAACCCAACAACAGCAGCAGCAACCACAACAAAAUGUCACUCAACAGUUGUUGGCACAGUCAAUUCCACAGAGGACGUUGCUACCACAAAACUACGUCACACAACUCGGCCAGGUGAGCGGUAUAAUUUCUUAGCCUCUAAUUUCUUGUAGCCGCUGGUUACUUACACCGAUGUGAUUAGUUGGAGUCUUGAAUGGUCGGUCUCUUCAAUGAAACUGCCCAAAAUAAUUAUUUUGGUUUCGGUUUCACAACAACCCCUUAAAAAUAGCUCUAAUGCCUAAUUUUAUGUAUCUUCUGGCUCCUUGGUGGCUUAGUUGUAGGGCUAACAAUUUGCUUGUCCGUGAGAUUUUGGAGAGCUGACACAAGACAAGUUACAUAAGCGAUGGCAUUAGAUUCAGCUGGUCAUAUUCUCGUUAGUGAGAUUUAAAUAUCAUUGCACGUUUUUGUGUUCAACCUUUUAACUUCUCAUGAUCCACUAAGAGAGCUUUUUUUUUUUGCCUUCUUGGAAUGACUAAACUAACAAGGGGAACCGGAAAACAAUGUUGUUGCCUCUUAGGCACGGUUUAUAUGGAGCAAAACCUGUUGCCAGUAGAAGGGCCACCCUCCCGGCCGAGUCAACUUCAGCAAGCGUUCAUAUGAGGAAAAAGUUCUUCCCUUUGGCCUCGCCAUCAGCGCUCAUGUUAUUCUGCAUGUGAUCUCAUUGUCUAAAACAGCGCUGGUGCAUGCUCUGAUUGUCUCACCUUGACUGAGUUGACCCGGCUGGGUGAGCCAAAGUGUUUAUAUGGAGAAAAGUUGGUCCGGCUAGGAGGGUGACGCUACCAUCACAAAAGGGUGACAGGGUAGGCGAGUAAUCCUUCCAGCCGAGCCAAAGUUUGGUGUCUCAUGUAAACGCGUCCGGAUGAGCCUUCAACCCAAGACAACUUUUCUUCAUGUAACGGGGCUUUACAAUGACAGUAAAAUGCCCCUUUGUAUUGGUUUGAUUAUUUGUUCGUAUCAUUUGAUUGUCAGACUCCUGUGCAAACAACAGCAGAUAACCAACAGCAAUCGCAACAGCAGCCUCAGCAGCAACAACCAUUGAUCGGCCCUCAGGUUUUACUGCAAGUUAAAGAAGACCUUCGUAAGCUGCUGGAGCAACGACAAGCAGAGGAAGAGAAAGCUCGAAAGGACCUUGAAGUCAAACUCCAAACUUUGCAACGAGACAGCGAAAAAUAUCGCACAGAGCUUGAACACGCACAGAAAGAGGCCCAAGACUAUCGCGGACGGUUAGAGGAAGAACAGAGAGAAAACUCAAGACUGCAUCAGUUGUUUGAGGCUUCGAAACAAAGCAAGAAUAGCAGCUCUGAUGAACAAAAAUAA